Microthlaspi erraticum is the source of this 408-nucleotide messenger RNA. Lineage: Eukaryota; Viridiplantae; Streptophyta; Magnoliopsida; Brassicales; Brassicaceae. The record is from the annotation of a GenBank genome assembly.
AUGCCACUCUUCUCGGCACGCUCCGGUGUAAUGAAGCAAUUCGAUGCUCCAGAGUCGAAUAAAACGUGGGACUCAAAACCGCCCACUAACAAGGUUGAUAUAGUGGCAAUGGCCUUAUACACCGGAGGGGUUGGGGUGUAUUGGGCUGCAGCCCUAACAGUACCGGGCCGGCGGUGGGCCGAGUCGGUGCGACUCGGUGUCGAACUAAAAACAAAAGAUUUAGAGAAAGUUAAAGAUGAUGAAGAGAACAAAGAGGAUGACGAGGACGAGGAUGAAGAUGACGAGGAUGAGGAUGACAUGUUCGAUUGGUGUGAUGAUUCAGACGGAGCAUCCUCGGGUGAUGAGGACUUUACUUUUCAUGGGUUGGCUCUUGAAGGUGUAGAGAAUAAGAAAAAUUAUGAAGAGUAA